GCAAGGAAGGUCAUGCUAACAUGGUACUUUUGAGCUCAUAGUGAGGAAUAUGCUGAAUAUCUUUCAUGGAAACUAAAUUCAUUUCUAAUUUCCUAACCAUGUUCGAAGAAAAUAUGUCGCCGACACUGCUUUAGGUGUUUACAAGGUCGAACUGAGUUUAUCUGACUCAAAAGUUGACAACCUGUAGAAUCAUUCUUUCUAAUGAUUUCAUGGACAAGAAAACGGAUCUCGAAAUAUACACAGCUAAUGAAUACCCAUGUAUCACCUGAAAUAUUCACGUCAUUCAACAAUAAACAUGAUGAAACUGCUUAAAUAAUUUCUUGAAACAAUCCGUUGCUUUGUCUCUAUUACUCUGUUGUUAAUUUUACACUACACGUUCUAGUUGUGAACGCACUAGCGAGAUAUUGGAAACAUGUGACUUCCAUUUCCUUAACAAAUAAUUUCUAUGGGAAGUUUGAUCGACCGCAUUUGUUCGAUAAAUCAGAUAUCGCCCAGAUGCCGCCUUCUCAUUCAAUGCUGAAAUACAAAUCAGGAAGCAAUAUCAGCUGGCCUAGUCGUUCGUUAAAAACAAAACAAUCUGAAGAGGUAAUAGUGUUGUGAUAAGAAAUAUGUCAGAUGGUAGAAAAUUUUCAAAGGAGCUCGAAGUGAUCGAGCCCCUUCUAGAAACUCCUGAGGCAACUCUAAGCAAACAUUCUAAAGUGGAAUAUGUAAACAAUGCACGCCCCAAUAUAAGACAUAACAGAAGUGUCGCUAUAAUUGAAGAAGAAGAUGCUAAGAAAAGAACAAAGAGAGUGCCCCCAGAUGGUGGCUGGGGAUGGCUGGUUCUUUUGGGAGCCACCUUAGUCAAUGUUCUUAUCCCAGGAACAAUAAAAUCUUUUGGCAUCCUCUUGGUAGAAUUUCUGGAAGUUUUCAGAACAAGUCCAGCAACAGCUAUGUGGAUACCAUCUCUAUGUUAUUUUUUAUAUAGUUCCUUAGGUCCUGUGUCAAGUAUCUUAUCGUUAAAAUAUUCCUACAGAACAGUUACAUUGAUUGGAGGCAGCUUUGCAGCAGUUGGAAUGAUAUGUACAACAUUUGCUCAGAAUAUAAUAUAUGUAUAUGUUACUGUAGGAGUAUUUGUUGGAACUGGAGCAGGACUAGCAUUCCCUCCAACUGUAUAUAUUGUAACUAGUUACUUCAAUAGAUUACGUGGGGUAGCUAAUGGGAUAUGCAUAUCAGGGUCAGCUCUUGGCUCCAUUAUAUUGCCCCCACUUUUGCGAACGAUACUAGAAGAGUAUGGUUAUCGAGGAACCUGCCUGAUUAUAGGAGGUUUGAUAUUAAAUGUUUGGGUAGCUGCCCUUUUUUAUGAUCCUGUGGAAAAGCAUAUGAAAACAAUAUCUGUAGAAUCAGAGGAAAUAGAUGACAAACCACAAGAACUAAUAGUUACAAGUACAAUGAAAUCUAUGAAUCAGAUUGAUGAGUCAGCAUCAGUUGCAGCUGACAGCAUGCUGAGUGAUACAGUCUUCUCAGAAGCAUCUCGCAAAUUCAACAGAAGUGCUUCCAGUACAGCUAUGCAAACACUAAGAUCUCUAGGUACUGUGGAGAGGAAGAUCAGUGUUCCUGCAUGUACUUCUCAUUCUACACAAGUGAAUGAUGGAACAAUGCAAAGAUUGAGACUUCCCAAGCAUUCUCUUCCACCUAAAAGAAGUCCCUCGACAAGUUCAUUUCAGUAUAUCACUACUCCAUACCAUGGAAGUGCUUUAACUCUGCAGCCAGAAGUAUUUGCAAGUUCUUUCAGCAUUAGAGGCUCCCAAGGAAAACUGAAUGAACCACCAAAGAAAAAAUUCAUUGAUUUAGCACUUCUUAAAGAUCCUAUAUACCUCAUCAUAAUGGUAUCUAGUGGCAUAAAUGCAGUGAGCUACACAAACUUUUUGAUAAUCUUACCACAAUAUGCACUAAUGCAAAAUUUCGGUAAAACUAAUGGUGCUCUACUUCUGUCAAUUGUAUCAACCUUCGAUUUAAUUGGUAGAAUUGGUGGAUCUGCAUUAUCAGAUCUUCAGUGUUGUCCAAAACUGGGCUAUUAUAUUGGGGGUCUUCUCAUAUCGGGAUUAGCAUUAGCAUUUCUACCAAUGUAUCCGAAUUUUGUAUUUGUUUCAUGUUGUUGUGUUGUAUUUGGUAUAUCAUCAGGAGCAUAUACAGGUGUUACUGCUGUAAUUAUGACAGAUAUGUUAGGAGAAGAUAGACUUCAAUCAACAUAUGGUAUUUCAUUAUUCUUUAAUGGUGUAUUACAAUUAAUAAGUCCUCCUAUAUGUGGAGCAGUCCUAGACGGACCACAAACAUAUGUGAUGUUGUUCAUAGUUUUGGGUAUUUUAUUAGUAUGUGCUGCAUCUUUAUGGCUCCUUAUGCCUUGUAUACCAGAUUCAAAAAAACAUAAUGAGGAGUAAAAUAACUGUACAAUAUAUCCGAGUGAUCAUGAAAAAUGUUUCUGAUCCAUACUGUGUGCCAUAUAUGAAAUAAUAGUAGCGAUAAUCUUUAUGUGAGUGUGGUCAGAAUGACUCCUUAUGUGAAAUUGAGGUACAUUUCACAACUAUGUUUCAAUCAAAAUACUAUUUCUUUUAGUAGUAAAUUACACAUAGUCUAAGUAUAAAUAAAAAUCAUUUUGCAA
Molecule: messenger RNA, 2641 nt
Organism: Coccinella septempunctata (seven-spotted ladybird)
Lineage: Eukaryota; Metazoa; Arthropoda; Insecta; Coleoptera; Coccinellidae
Gene: hrm
Product: monocarboxylate transporter 4
Exons: 3
Coding region: 609-2420 (603 amino acids)
Biological process (GO): monocarboxylic acid transport; transmembrane transport
Molecular function (GO): monocarboxylic acid transmembrane transporter activity
Source: RefSeq, a predicted model, not a curated record